AUGGCUGUCGCAGCGGCGCAUCAACUGCGUAUGGCCCCGGGCCUCGCGUCCAUGCUUCUCCCUCGAGUCUCGGCCCCGAUAAUACUCGCCUCGUCCCGAUGGGCCACCGUCUACUCCCACGAGGUCACCCACCCUCUCCUCCCUUCCCUCUCCAUGGGUAUUCCUGGCAUCCAGCUCAGCCUACCCUCGUUACUCGGCGACAUAUGGGAGUCCAUCCUUCGUGCCGUCCCCAAGAAGAAGACAUCCCACUCGAAGAAGAGACACCGGCAGAUGGCCGGCAAGGCGUUGAAGGACGUCAAUUCGCUGUGCAGGUGUCCGGGGUGUGGUCAGACGAAGCGCAUGCACCGACUGUGCCCUCAUUGCAUGGAGAGCGUGGAUGAUAUUGAUGGUUCAAAACAAUAUCUCACCGUCCAUACUGUGGACAAUGCACACCUUACCGACAUAUUCGCCCUUGCGGCAACUCCCAAGGCCAUCCUCUCAGCAAGCGGCUCCUCCAGCAUCAACGUCCACGAAACCACCACACCUACCUUCUCACUCACCCAAACCAUCAGCGCCGCCCACCCAUUAGGCUGUCAUCACCUCUGCACAUCCCGCAACGGCAAAGUGGCCGCGAGCGCCGGGUUUGGUGGUGAGAUUAAAGUAUGGAGUCUCGACCCCGACUCUAGUGAGUGGACCACACACUCCGAGAUCCCGAAGGGCGCCGUGAAGGACGCAUCGAUAUGGGCUAUCGCUCUCAACGAGAACGGCCAGUACCUGGCUACCACGACCAGGGAUGGCAAGGUCAUAGUCUGGGACGUAUUUGAUAAGAAUAGCCCCAAGAUUAUUCGAGAGUACGAGACGGGCAGUGGGAACUCGGGUAGCUUUGGAAUGUGUGUGGAUUUGAGCGGUAAUGGCAAGUACACUGCCAGUGGACAUCAGAAUGGCACCGUCUACGUUUUCAACAACGAUACAGGAAGACUUGUAUAUUCAUUAACAGGUCUAGCGAACGCGAUCCGGACCGUCGCCUUCUCGCCUGGCUCUACAAGACUCGCAGCUGCGGGAGAUUCCGCCGUCAUAGCCCUCUACGACAUGCAACACGGCGAACAUGUUGGCAACCUCACGGGCCAUUCCGCGUGGGUAACGUCCGUCGACUGGAAUGACAGCGGCGAGUUUCUUCUCAGUGGCGCCAUGGAUGGCAAGGCCAAGGUCUGGUCUGUUGAACGGAAGGUCUGCGUCGCCACCCAUAGUGAGACGGAUAAGCCGCUGUGGUCUGUGAAGUGGUUGCCAAAAACGGGUAGGAUCACCCGACGAUCAACAGGCGGCAGUCGAGCCAGACCCGGCCCCGAAAAGGGUCAAUCGACCAUUAGCUUUGCCAGUCGCGUAACGAAGGCCGUCCCCAAGGAUGUGAAGAAAGCCGCACUCGCCGAACCCACCACCCCCAAGAAGGCGGAGGUGAGAACCCCCUCCAAAGAGGAGGAAGAAGAAGAGGAGGUCGAAGAGACUCCCGUCGAAGAGGGGGAAGAGGAGACCCCCAAGGAAGGCGAACAUGUCGUUGAACAAGUUAGUGCUGCUCCCGAACCGGCGGAAGCGGAGAGUGACGAGUUCGAGGCGUUGGCGGAGAAGAUGACGGAUGCUGAGAUUAAAAAGUAUUGGUCUGGAAUUAUGAGUGCUAGGCUCGCGAUGCCGGUGCAUCAGGAGGACUUGACUGUUCACGAGAAGAUUUUGCGAUAUUUUGACGUUUCAUCACAGUAUGGACCGAGCAUUGGCAUCGACCGCACCAAGCGCUGGAAGCGGGCGGAAAGGCUUGGUCUUAACCCUCCGAUCGAGGUCCUCGCUGUUCUUAUGAAAGAACACAAGAAGCAUCCCAAGGCUAACACAGAGGUGUCGUCGAUGGAUGAAAUCAUGAGCCACAUUGCCGCUGGGGCGUGA
Scedosporium apiospermum is the source of this 1908-nucleotide messenger RNA. RefSeq lists its product as uncharacterized. Lineage: Eukaryota; Fungi; Ascomycota; Sordariomycetes; Microascales; Microascaceae. The coding region runs from base 1 to 1908 and encodes 635 amino acids. The transcript is spliced from 7 exons. The record is from RefSeq and is a predicted model, not a curated record. Gene Ontology annotation, molecular function: structural constituent of ribosome; protein binding. Gene Ontology annotation, cellular component: Cdc73/Paf1 complex; large ribosomal subunit. Gene Ontology annotation, biological process: DNA synthesis involved in DNA repair; translation; DNA replication.